AUGCGACCACCACUCACCCUCCUGCCGCUAUACAGCCUCCUCAGCCUGACCAGCGGGCUCGCAAGCGAAGACAACCCACCUCUCAAAAAUGCCAACCACAUUUUCAACGCCAUCCAGGACUCGAUGCGCCAGUGGGGUUCAUCCCUGCAUCACAACGGUGUCUCGUUCUUCCUAGCAACAGUGCCCGAAGGCACGCAGUUCUACCACGGGACGUCCAAAUCCAGCCCUGUCAACGGAACAGAAUGGCUGGCCUUUGAGCCGGAGCAUGCAAUGGUCUUUGCCAGGCCAAGACGGGGCGGACCUCCACCUGGUGGACCGCCGCCGGGCGACGAUCGGGACGAUCCCGAGAGACCCGAAGGUCGGCAUGGCGAGCUGCGCAAGCGGGAGCAUCGCGGGCCUGACGGGAAACAGCCUGAGGCGUGGGCUGAUCGGUUUGGCGAGGAUGGGGAGGGUGGCGAUGCUGGAUAUCUGCAUACUUAUGCUGCUGCUAAGGAUUUGCGGCUUCUGUAUGUUGAUGGUAUGUCUGCUGCCAAGACUUCGAAGGGGACGCUGGAUUCUCAGGAUAUUCUGCUGUUUAAUGGGUCGGUGGGUGAGAGGCCUGGUGGUGGUCCUCCUGGGGAGAAUGAUCGUGCUCGCUUGGCUUGUGAGAUGGCUGAGACGGAGUGGGGUGGUCGCAUUGAUGGCUUGCUUCGUAUGGAGGCUGGCUUUGAGAUUAUCCUGUGUGCCUUUGAGAGGGAUCUUACUCCUUUGCGUAUCACGCAGGUUAAGCCCCGGGCUAAGAAUGAGUUUGGUCCUAAGGGAGGUCACAAGCACGGUGGCCGUGAGGGCCGCAAGCAGCAGGAGGAGGAGGGUGAUGGUGAUGAUCACGGAAAGCGACGUGGACCUGAUCGUCCUCCCCAUGGUGGUCGCGAGGGCCACAAGCAGGAGGAGGGUGAUGGCGAUGAUCAUGGGAAGCGACGUGGACCUGGCGGUCCUCCCCACGGCGGUCCUGGCCACGGACCCGAGUCGUCCAGCUGGAUGCGUGCCGUCACGGCGCGAUACCACGGGAUUGGCGGGAACAGGGUCUCAUUGAACUACGAUCACUUCGUCACGGCGUUCUCCUACGAUGUGGAACUGUUCCAGGAUGGAUCGCGUCUUCCUCGCUUGGAUAAGCUUUCCAGCUCGGAGUUGGAUACCAUCAGAAGCCAUGUCACGACACUGAUCACGACUCAUGAUGCAACUGAGAAGUCCCGAGACUGGCAGGUCAUUGCUGAUAUGGUCGUUACUCGGUACAGCAAGGACCUGUCGUACUUUGUAUCGGGUAAAAUCAGUUCUCUGGAGACCCUGCAAGCCGAGAUUGAACGGGUGAUGUCUCCAUACAUCGACUUCACUGACCGGAGCGACGUUGUCGAAGCGCAAAGAUGCGCCACGCAAUUCCUACCGCCUCAUUCGUUGGACUCGGAGGGUCUUGCGGCACAUGCCGUGUACAGUGUUGCCCAUAGUAUCUGCUCCAAGUUGCUGGAGGCCGGUAAAGGAAAGGACCUUGAGUCCGCCGUGCAGAUUCUCCGGGAUCUUGUUGAUUACCUUGACUGGGCAACUUGGAAGGAGUGCCGUGGAUGUGCGGCAGACCAACUCUGUGUUGUGCCCAUUUGGCCUAUGGGUACAGUGAAAGACUAUGAAAGUCCUAGCUGUAAAGAUGCGUCAAACCCUUAUGAUCAAGAUGGGGAGAGUUAUUGGGGAAGAAUGCGCCACUAA
This is a messenger RNA of Penicillium nucicola, 1734 nucleotides long. RefSeq lists its product as uncharacterized. Bases 1 to 1734 code for a protein of 577 amino acids. The transcript has a single exon. The record is from RefSeq and is a predicted model, not a curated record. Lineage: Eukaryota; Fungi; Ascomycota; Eurotiomycetes; Eurotiales; Aspergillaceae.